UGCGGUGCCGGCCGCGCGCUGGAGUUUUAGCGCGUGGUGACCCGGCGUAAACUCGUGGCCACAGCAGCAACUUCCACGGCCUACGCUUUGAGCACAAUGCUGAGUCUGCAGAACUCUGAUGUGGCCAGGGGCGGAGACCAGCACUGUAGGAAAUGGUCAUCGUCAUGUUUCGCUCCGCGCUCUGCGCUAGCGGGCUGCGGUGGCCGCGCUCCUAACAUGGUUGCAGCCGCUCGUGGACGUGGAGGAAGUAGCGGCAGCACUGGAGAUUUGCGCGACCCCUGGAGGGAGGAGGAGCGGCGCCAAGCGCUGCUCAAGUAUGUGCGCGAGGUGCAGCCCGCCUCGGUGGUGCAGUUCGCGGAGCAGACCAACCCGCAGGUGGUGGCGGCGAUGCGCCAGACGGUGCUCAACGUGGUGGGCUCACUGCCGCCGCAAUAUUUCGACGUGCGCAUCAACACCGUGGCCGAGAGCCUGGCGCAGCUGAUGCUCAGCAUCAUGACCACCGGCUACAUGCUGCGCAGCGCCCAGUUCCGGAUGGAGCUGCAGCAGUCGCUGCGGUCACUGCCCUCACACAGCACUGCUACAGCCUCCGGUGCUGCGGCUGCGGCGGCUGCUGGUGGUGCUACAGCCAGCGGCGCCGGCGGCUUAGCUGCGCCCACAGUGGCGGCGCUGUCGCCGGCCUCGAGCGGCAGCCUCUCCCGCGCCUCCUCUAGCGGCAGUAGCAGCAGCAGCGGCGCCGUCAGUAGCAGCGAUUCGGGUGACGCAGUGGUUGCAGGCGUGGCACUCAGCGCGGCAGAGGCCGAGGCUGAGGCGGUCGCGGCCGCCUCGGCCGCGGUGGGUACUGCGUUCCUUUACGAUGGCCUGGGGUCGCCGUACGCGCCCGGCGUGCAGAAGAAAGGAGUUGAGGGCGAGGUGCUGCGCUGGCACUUGGAUCGUGGCGAGGUGCAGCGCCUGCCGGUGGCCGCCUACAUAGACAUGCUGGAGCGGGAGCUGGCGGCCCUGAGGGCACAGCUGGGGCCGGCGGCGGCGGCGCCGGACGGCUUCGCCGCCGGCGCCCUCAGCGGCAGCGGCGUAGGCGGCGGCAGCAGCGGAGGCAUGGGGUCAGGCGGCGGCGCAGGGCCAGCGUUCGGGAUGCCGAUUGCGAUGGCGGGCGGUGUGGAGGUGCUGGGCCCGGAGACGCCGACGGGCUCGUUCGGGUCCGCCGGGUCCGGUUACGCGUCCGCAUCCGCAUCGCCCGCCUCGUCCUCGGCCUCCAUGGAUGGACUGGUGUGUGUCAGCCCGCUGCCUGGCUUCGGGGAGCGCAUCGGCAGCGGCAUCAGUGGAGGCAGCGGAGGCGGAGGCGGCUGGGGGCUGGGGCUGGGGCUGGUGGCGGGCGGCGCGGCGAGCGCGGCGGCGCCUGCGAGUAUGGGCAGCGGCGGCAUCCCGCUGGUGGUGGGGUCGCCGCUGGGGCUGCCGCGCAAUGAGCUGCUGGACUACCUGCACGGCCUGCAGGCCUCGGGCAACGGCGGCUUCAAGGAGCUGGCCUGCUCGCCCAACACCGCCAGCGGCGAGGCGGUUAAGGAGGCCAUGGAGCUGUUCGUGGGGCGGCUGAUGGGCACCACCGACCCGGCGGCGCUGACCCAGAUGAACUCCGAGUUCAGCUCGGUGGAGCUCAGCAAGGUGCUGUUCUGGCUGCUGGCGGUGGGCUACACGCUCAAGAGCAUCGAGGCGCGCAUGGACAUGGAGGACGGCAUGGGCGGUCCCGGCAGCGCCGCCGGCCGCGGCCCCAUGGGCGGCGGCCCCGCGCCCGGCGGCUCGGGCGGCGGCAGCGGCGGCCAGGGCGGCAGCGGCGGCGGCAGUGGCGGCUGGGGCAAGGCCGGCGGAGGCAAGGGCAACGGAGGCAAGGGCGAGCGCAAGGGCGGCUUCGGCGGUCUGCGUGGCCUGCUGCCUGGCUUCUGAAGCACGUUUGACGAGAGGAGUCUAUGUAUUUCCAACAGGUUUCCAAGGACUUGUCGAUGCCAAGUCGGUGCUGUAUGCAAGCGCGCUGUAGCGCUUCAGGCGUACAGCUGGCGAAUGUGAACGUGGUGUGGGGGGAGGAGCGGUGGCAGUUUGCCAGGCUGACGGCAAACAGGGACGGGAGACUUGCAUGUGCAUGCAUAUACGCACAUGCCUCCUUUAGAUCAACACGCCCGAGUUGAGCUUUGGGGCUGUCAGCGUCUUGUGGUGUUGGUUCGAUGAGCGACGGAGAGUUGGCCGACAGCGUUCACACCGAGGGUAAGAAAAGACCAUGUAUGUCACGCAUGACACCAAAAAUGUACACUACCGGUACCGUCGUCUUGGCGCCGUUGGCGGCCUCGAGAUGCGAUGUGGUGGGAUGUAGUAGAUGGCGCCGCCUUGCUGAAUUGAAGGGAAGCCGCGGGUUCGCCCCGCCACCCAGGGGACAGAGCAACCCUUGAUCUACGUCUUUCUACAGCUGCGUCUGGUUCCCCACAUUCUGCGACUGAGGCUGCUAUCCAAUUAUCCAGUGUUAGCUGACAGGGACAUGAC
Molecule: messenger RNA, 2523 nt
Organism: Chlamydomonas reinhardtii
Lineage: Eukaryota; Viridiplantae; Chlorophyta; Chlorophyceae; Chlamydomonadales; Chlamydomonadaceae
Exons: 6
Coding region: 217-1935 (572 amino acids)
Source: RefSeq, a predicted model, not a curated record